Molecule: messenger RNA, 462 nt
Organism: Lactuca saligna
Lineage: Eukaryota; Viridiplantae; Streptophyta; Magnoliopsida; Asterales; Asteraceae
Source: the annotation of a GenBank genome assembly
AUGUUCAGAUUUCUUUCUGUUAUUUCUUUUUGUCCAGAUAAUAUAGAACCUGUUAUUUGUUUCUGUCCAGAUAAUAUAGAACCAGCAGAACCUGUUGUAGUUAUGAAGAAGGCAAAGCUUGAUUCAACAAUAGAAGCUGCUGUAGUUGUGGCUCCACAGGAUGUUGACCUUGAAGAAGAUGACAUCGAUGUGGUUGAUGUAGAUGUUAAAAUAGAAGGUGAAGAAGUUCAUGUCAAAUCAGAAAGAGAACGAUGGUCGAAGGUAUGGAAGUUUUUUGAAAGACUUCCGAUUGGUAAUGAUGGAAGGGAAAGGGCAAAAUGUAAGAGAUGCUCAAAAAGAUACAUCUGUGAAACAAAAACUGGAACAGGAAGCUUGCGAGGUGAUGAAGAGUUAUCUUUAGAAGAACUUACCGAUGAUGUCAUGCAAAUGGAUAACAAGGAUACAAAAGUUGAGGACGUUUAG